AUGAAGCUCCUCAUCGCCCUCGCGCUCGCCGCCGCGCCGUCCGCCCUCGCGAUGGCGCCCUACGUCCCGUCCGAAUUGAACGGGUGCGACGAACCCUGCGCGGAUGUCGUUACUAUCGACUCGCCGUCCUUCCCCACGAUUGAAUCCGGUACUUGUUACGUAUUUGACGGCAUGUUCCCCUCCGGAGGGAUAGGAGUCCCCGACGGGGUCAACUGUGUGAAGAUCACGGUCCCGAGCGACUCCGGCCUAGUCUUCAUUUCCGCACACAUCCCGCGUCCUACUUGCCCCGCGCCCCGCGAAACGCUGAGACGCGGCGCGCGCAGGUCUUCGGCGACAACGCGGAGAUCGUCAACGCCGGCAAGGUAAUUUCCAUCUUCGCGCGCCUCCCGCGUCUAUUGCUUUUUGCUCUGCGAGGCCUUCAACCACGCAGGUCCAACCCACAGUUGACGGAACGAAGAUCACGAACACCGGCACCAUGAGCGACGGCAACCCCGUCCAGAUCGCAGCGCGCCCCCUGCGUCCCUCCGCCUCCGAAGGGCCUCGACGACGCCUCCCUCGCGCGCAGGUCUUCUCGCCUAGUGGAGCCGAGAUCACGGUGAGUGAGCCGGGCAAAGCGCAGAUCUUCGUGCGCGACCCGCGUCCGUUGAGCCCGCCGCGCGAAAGCGAAGAAUUCGAAACGCAGGCCAAUGGUGGAACCGACAUCAUCUUCAAGUGCUACGGUGCGGACGCGACGGCGACGCCCUCGACGCCCGCGCUCUGCCCCUAG
Molecule: messenger RNA, 766 nt
Organism: Pelagomonas calceolata
Lineage: Eukaryota; Pelagophyceae; Pelagomonadales; Pelagomonadaceae
Source: the annotation of a GenBank genome assembly